Schistocerca americana (American grasshopper) is the source of this 5670-nucleotide messenger RNA. Its product is annotated as diphthine--ammonia ligase. Bases 534 to 2732 code for a protein of 732 amino acids. The record is from RefSeq and is a predicted model, not a curated record. The transcript has 13 exons. Gene Ontology annotation, molecular function: diphthine-ammonia ligase activity. Gene Ontology annotation, biological process: protein histidyl modification to diphthamide. NCBI's taxonomy places the organism in Eukaryota, Metazoa, Arthropoda, Insecta, Orthoptera, Acrididae.
UAUACAAGACUGCGCCAGAAAGACGCAGUGAGCAAGGUUUGGUGAGCGUAGCGGAUGACGCACAGUCUGUUUACUGCCAGGGAGCGUUUAGAAAAAGGCUUAGGGAAACUUUUCAUUCGGAAAGAAAGCAACAUGCUACUUGUCAGUGUUACCUAAGUACAUAAACAGGGUCGCACAUCAGGCGUACCAGGCUUCAAUAAUAAUACUUGCGGUGGAAGUAAAUAAUAUCCUAAAUUAGAUACUACGUGAGAAAUCGACUGUUAGUAUGCCAUUUCGCACCAGUGUAUUGUGAAAAUUGUACUGUUGCUUUUUGCAAGGCAUCUGUUUUUAGUUUUUAUCCGUGACUUGACACUUAACCGGCGAUGAUAAGGAAGCCCUCUAUUUUUAGUCAUGUGGUGUUAAGACUUUGCUCUAGUGUCUGCAGCUCUUUGUGCCUUGCGUCGUAAACAAACAUCUUUUGGUGACACUAGUUCUUGAUUAGAGGUGAUCUCAGUGUUUCCUCCAUUAUAUCGUACUACCUUCGUCGCACAAAGAUGAAGGUCGUCGCUCUAAUAAGUGGCGGAAAGGACAGUUGCUAUAACAUGCUACAAUGUGUGGCCGCAGGACAUGAAGUUGUGGCCCUUGCGAAUCUUUAUCCAGAAAACAAAGAGGAGCUGGACAGCUACAUGUACCAGUGUGUGGGCCACCAGGGGGUGGAGCUGUUUGCGGAGGCGGUCGGCCUGCCUCUCUUCCGAAGAGCUAUCAGUGGUGUCGCCAUCAACUGCGGGCCACAGUACACACCCACACCCAGUGACGAAGUGGAAGAUCUUCAUGAACUUCUGGCUUUAGUGAAGGAGGAAAUGAAUGUAGAGGCGGUGGCUGUUGGGGCUAUACUGUCGGACUACCAACGGAUACGUGUGGAGAAUGUGUGCUCGCGCCUGGGUCUGGUGGCCCUGGCUUACCUGUGGCGGCGCGACCAGGAGGAGUUGCUGCAGGAGAUGAUCGACUGCGCCGUGGAGGCCGUGGUGAUCAAGGUGGCUGCACUGGGACUGCACCCCUCCGUGCACCUCGGUCUCACGCUCACCGACCUCCAGCCCAACUUCCUCAGAAUGAAGGAGAAGUACGGGCUGAAUGUUUGUGGUGAAGGUGGAGAGUAUGAGAGCUUUACAUUGGACUGUCCCCUGUUCACCAAGACCAUUGUCAUAGAUGAAGCAGAAACCAUCAUCCACUCAGAUGAUGCUAUAGCACCUGUGGGCUACCUUGUUUUCAAGAAGUUGCAUCUCGUUGAAAAGGAGAAUGCACACUUCACAAUGGCGGAACGUAUUGCCGGAUUGCCUGUUAAGACGUGGCAAGAUCUGACAGCAGACAUUGACGAAGAAGCCGAGGACAGUCCACCGACUCCGCCUAAAGGCCGUGAUGCAGACACCGGCUAUGGGCCAGAUGAUGACUACAAUGAUGACUGUGAGUUUACAGAGACACAGGAAAAAAUUCCACUUGACGACAGUGAUGCAGAUAGCAGCUACAGUGAGGGGAUUGACGAAUCUACGCAGACCUACCUGCCACUGUCUGCAACUGAUGAGGCAGGGUGGACUUGGGUGGCAGGCGUGGAGGGCCACGGGAAGAACACUUCUGCAGCCAUGAGGGAUGCCCUCGAUCAGCUCCAGAGUCUGGUGCCACUCAGUGACGUCGUGUCAGUGACCCUGUACCUGCGCGACAUGUCGCAGUACCCGGCUGCUAAUGGAGAGUACGCCGUCGCGUUCCCCGGGCCGGACCCCCCGGCGCGGGUGUGCGUGCAGUGCCCCCUGCCGGAGGGGGCGCCGGUGUCGCUGGAGGCCACGGCGCACCGCGCGGGGGGCCCGGGCGAGGACGGCUGCGUGGACCCCGGCGCGGGGGACGGCAAGUGCUGGCUGGGGCGGCGGCAGCUGCACGUGCAGGGCGUCUCGCACUGGGCGCCCGCCAACAUCGGGCCCUACAGCCAGGCCGUGCGGGUCGGUGAUAUUAUGUACAUGGCAGGCCAGAUCGGCCUGGUGCCGGGCACGAUGCAGCUCAUUGAGGGCGGCAUCAAGCGGCAGUGCCGGCUGGCACUCCGGCACAUCGAGAGGGUAGCCCGCGCCGUCGACUCCACAACGCAGCUGCGCGAUGUCGUCCAGGCCAUAUGUUACGUAACACGUGGUACUCACAUAUGGGAGGCACGGCUCGAGUGGGAACGUCACACUACCAAUGCCAUUGCCGACUACGUCGUGGUGCCCCGGUUACCGAGGGGUGCACUGGUUGAGUGGUCGGUUUGGUUGCAUCGCCACAACAACAGAUUUGAAUAUGAGGAAACAGGGUGUCUGAUCGGUCCAUUCCAAGUGUCUAUAUGCCGCCGGUGGAAUUACGAGAACAAAGUGUCAGCUAUUGUCUCUCGUAUAUCGAUUGGUGCGUCAUACCUUUCCGGAAGCAGAGAAUCGGAAGACUGCCCCGACAGCCUACCCCCUUCGCCCCGCCCCAUGGCUCGGGACGAGCUGGACGAGGCGAUGUCUUACACACUGUCUCGCCUGCUGAGGGAUUCGCCCGCGGCGGCGCCCGUCUGCCACCUCCGCCUGGCAUACUGCCCUUCCUCGGAGCACGCGCCGCAACCCGCGGAGCUGCGUGCGGCGGCGGCACGGGCGGCGGAGGCGAACGGCACCACGGUAGUUGCCAGCCUGCUUCCUGUCAGGGGGCUCAUGACCAAGUGGACCUUCCUCUCCGUGUGUGGCGUCAGGCACCACUGAGGACUACUACUGUUCCAGCAGAGUACUGUAUACCACGUUUAAUACUGCAGGUGGGCAUUGGAUCUGAAUACAGUUGAUGUGGAGGACUGUGAACCAAACUGGCUAUUGUUUCUCUGAGUAAUCAGCUACAUCAACAUAUCUCAUGGUUUUUGUGUCUCACUUUUCUGGUAUGUGGGAUAUGACUUUCCUUUGCUGUCUACACUUUUUUGUUUUUGCACAUUGGAGCUAGUUCAGGGGGAUACAAGUUCAUCCCCUCUCAGUCUCACCUCCCUCAAGAUAGAGGAGUGUGCCUAGAGGAAGAAUUAAGUUCCAGCCUCCUCAUGCAAUGCUGCCAAGAAAAAUAGGACCUGCAUUUUAUGUUUUGUAGUGAAUAGCUAUUGGGUUAAAACUGAAGUUCAUAGUUAGUAAAUAAUUGAUGACUGACUGUUUACCUGAUGUUAAAACUUUUACUCCUUGUAGUUGUGGGUAGUUCCCGAGAUGGACUCUGAUGGACCAAGCUUAAUUAUUCUUCCUGGAAAAAAUAUUUUUAACAUACCACAACAAAUUAAAACAGUGUUCGACAAUGGUAUUUGGUAGUUAUUACAUCGCAGUAUCUAUUUUUUAAUUCUUUAAAUUAGCAGACACACCAUGUUGCUUGCUUAAGUAUUCUUCUUCCUGCCGUACAUAAAGUGAGAAUUGUAGGGGAAUAAAGUGAGAAACAUGUGCAUAGGUGGUAUAUGUAUCAAAACAAAGUCUUUUGCAGCAACGUCCGUAUCUACAGGGGCUGUUCAAAAAUUAACCUCCUAUUGGCUGCUUUAAAAAGGUAAAUAUUUGUUAUCAGUCAGUACUUAUAUGUUGACAUUACUUCUCCACAUAGUCGUCACCCAAAUUCAAACAUUUGUCAUACUCUGACCCAGCUUCUUUAUCCUUCCAUCAAAGAAUGGUGCUGCCUGGUGGUUUGGCCAGUUCUUGGCAGUUUCCUUGAGAUCAUCAUCUUUCAUGCAGUGCUAAGCAGCCAGCCGGGCCUUCAUCUUGGGGAUGAAGGAACGCUGAGGCCAAACCCAGACAUUUUGGUGCCCACGGUGGACAAAACUUAUGGCCUCUCAGUGAAACUGUUAGAGAUGGCUGUCCUUGAAACCUGAGCCAUAUCUUCAGAAAAUUUGGAAAUUUGGAGAGAUAUCUCGUGCACACAAUUUCAUCAGUAUGUUGCUAGACAUUGUCACAUCCGAAUGUCUUCUUUGGCCACUUUCAUUGUGCAAAUCUGUAUGACCAGCUUUGAAUUUUCUGCACUACCCCCUCACAAUGCCGUCAACUAUAACUCCAACCCCAUAUACACAACAUAAUCAAUGGUGAACAAUGGCCAUUUCAGAUGGUUGCUGCUUACACACUGAAGAUUGCAGCAGAGAGCUAACUGAUGCAAUGUGACCUUCAGAGUCUCCUUUUCCACAUGUGCCACAAAGCUACAGUCAAUUGUUUAUUUUUAAUAGACAGUCUGAGGUUAACUUAUGAAUAGCCCUCAUAAAAAAUUCUUGCAUCAUAAAAUUUUGGUAAAAGUAGCAGUUUUUUGUUGCCCCGUGUACAUCAGUCAGUGACGAGCAGACUAUCGAUGAUAGUAAUGAGCCCAUAGUAGCUAUCUUCCUUCAGUUACCUGUGAAAGCAUUUGAAAGCUCAAGCGCUUCCUCAUAUAUUUGAUGUGUCGAGAAUAGAGAGUACGUAUUAUGCCAAGACAGUAUGCAGAUGAGCUGGUCAACAUUUGCUGUGUGUAGUGCUUUACCUGUAGAGAACAGUUGGAGAGAGGGGGGGGGGGGGGGGGGGGUACUGAAACCGAGUGGGAACUCAAGCUGAAAUGGAUCUUCAGCAAGGCAAUUAAUUUGUCUCAGCUGUGACAGACAUCUGGGUUUUGCUUCCCAUUGCAUAUUCACAAACUGCUGUCAAAGACUGAAUUUGUGCAUAUUUGAUAGUUAAUUAAGGCAUGUGAUUGUUUUGUGGUGUACAAUGUAAGGUAGCUUCUAUCAAUACAUACACUUUUUUAUUUCUCUCACCAUGCUAUAGCAUUUAAGAUAUUCAGUUUUGAGGCAGUGUGUUUGUAUUUGCAUUGAGCAAUAUGUCCUCUGUAAGUUUUACGACUAGCUUGUGUUCUGUUCCUGGCAUCAGUGGAUAUGACCUUUUACUUGUAAUUAUGUCCAUUGGCAGUACUUGGUAUAUCAGCCAGUGAUAAUAUACAUUGGCCAGCUAGUCCAUCUCCUCGUAAUUUUACCUUCUCAUUUUCCUUCAAAAUAUAAAUAAUGCUGCUCUCCUUUCAUUUUGACUGGUGUCCAUUCCAUGCAUCCACACAUCUUCAGCAAUAAACUAUUUGGCUAACUGCCUUCCUUCCAGAUCAAGGCACAAUUAUAUUUCUAUGUAAACUAUACCAGGUCAACUGAUGUGAGAAGUUAUGUUUUGUAUUAUAGUGUACCUUCAUUUUGGGCCAUUUUGGCUGACUUGAUUUUUAUUGAUUGAAUUGCUUGUUAUACUGAAAUAUCAAAACAAAAUAAAAUAUUGAAACCGCCUUAGCGAUGUAUUUUCUGAUUACAGUGGCAUAAUAUAGGUCUGAUUGGUGCCACAAUGUAAUCAAACACUAGUCUGAUGUCCAUUGCUUAUAACUUUGGGUCUAUGUUUAUGACGGCUCAGAGGGUUAUGUAUGUAAUGAACACCUUGGCAAAUUAAACAAAAUUAAUUGCAAGAAGCAGAAUAUAAAGUGGAACAUUGGCUUACCACCUGUGAUUUUCAUUUUUGCUGUUUUCCUUAUUUACAGCAAUUGUUAAUGUAUCAAAUUGCUCUCUCACUGCCAUCUAAGAACUGGCACAAAUCUGAACUAAGUUGUUGUUCAGAACUGUUGCAUAUCAUUAAAUUAUUUAUUUUAAUGUUCUAUGGUAAAGCUUUAUGCGUAAACUAUUCAUAUUUAUAAUAAAGUACGGAU